UCAUAAUUUGUCUAAAGGAAUUUCGGAAACAGUGUGGAGGGGCGCGGACAAUAAGUACUUUAACGAUUGAUUAAAGAUCAACGGUCUUAUCCAUCGUCUUUCCUGGAAUAAAACUCACGGAACUGAGCUGAGUACGUAGCUCUGCAUCACGUACUGAGACCAACAACAGCCUUAGAUAAACAUACAUAACCAUUAAUUUAGGGAUAAAGAAGAUCAUAAAGCAUCAUGAGUAAACCACCCCAGAACGUAGAGCUUAAGCCCGGAGGGGUAGCAACCUUGGACACAAGCAAAAUGGCAGACAUGUCAGUAGAGGAUAUGACGAUGCGGGCCAACCAAGUUACAGAUGAGUCACUUGAAAGCACCAGGCGGAUGCUACAGUUGGCAGAAGAGAGCCGAGAGACGGGUGUCAAAACUAUGACCAUGCUGGAUGAACAGGGAGAGCAACUCAGGCGUGUCGACCAAGGAAUGGACCAAAUCAAUCAGGACAUGCGGCAUGCCGAGAAGAACCUCACUGAUCUGUCCAAAUGUUGCGGCUUGUGUGUGUGCCCAUGUGACAGAGUCACGUCCAUCGAACAUGACAACCGGUAUAAGCGCACUUGGGGCACAGGUGGUGAUUCCACCUCAGAGGGAAAAGCGGGAGGUGUGGUGUCCAGCCAGCCCCCCGGCGUCCGCAACGGUCAGGCUGUUUCUGGUGGAUCAGCAACUGCCUCUGGUCCCUACAUCAAGAGGGUCACAAAUGAUGCAAGAGAGGAUGAGAUGGAGGAGAAUUUGGACCAGGUGGGCAGCAUCAUUGGAAAUCUAAAGAAUUUGGCCUUGGACAUGGGUAAUGAGAUCGAAAGCCAGAACAAGACCAUUGACAAAAUCACUGAUAAGGCUGAUAUGAAUAAAGCUCGUAUUGAUGAAGCCAACCAGAGAGCCAACAAACUUCUGUAAAUGAUGGAUUGAUCCAGCAUCGCUCCGAAGUCUCACCGUCAGGAAUCUGACUGGCCUUAAUAGACAUAUUUUCUGCUUUAUUGCAGCAAUGGAAUUUAGUUUUUACAAUGCCAUCUGUGCCUUUAAAAUGCAUUUUGUAAAUAGGUGGAUACAUGCGUGCAUGCACAUACAUAUACAUGCAAAGCCUCCUGUACAAUCAAGUCUUCACCCCUAACAUGUGACACAAAUAUGCUGUAAACACAGUGUGUAGUAUGGUAAUCUGCUCAUUGCUGUCAUGUAGGUUUGUAAUGUAUAGAAAAUAUUUCAGGGGAUAGUGACCGUUUAAUCGUCCUCUCCCUGCACUUGAGUCAGCAUGGCUUAUUGUGCCAUUCAUUUAAAUGUGGGAGGCAAGACUUGUGAAGAAAUCUGUAAUGUCCUUCUAUGCUGCCCUUAUAGCCUUUGAUAAAUGUUUGGGCUAAUCCUGUAAUGCUUUUUAUGUCAGUUUUUCUGUGACUGAUUAUACUCAUAUUAAAUUAUCUUAAGACAUUAAUGGACCUUGUGAACACAGUUAGUCCUGUCCAUUGUUUUGGGAAAUGUAUGGUCAAUUUAGCAUGCAAUUUAGUGAUACGAUGUUUCGAUUUAUAUUUUUAAUUUCUAAUAAAGUAAAAUUAAUUCA
Messenger RNA from Misgurnus anguillicaudatus (oriental weatherfish), 1588 nucleotides. Its product is annotated as synaptosomal-associated protein 23. Gene Ontology annotation, molecular function: syntaxin binding; SNAP receptor activity. The record is from RefSeq and is a predicted model, not a curated record. Lineage: Eukaryota; Metazoa; Chordata; Actinopteri; Cypriniformes; Cobitidae. Gene Ontology annotation, biological process: synaptic vesicle fusion to presynaptic active zone membrane; synaptic vesicle priming; exocytosis. Gene Ontology annotation, cellular component: plasma membrane; SNARE complex.